UCACGCCCUGAGCCGAAGGCAGACGCUUAAUGACUAAGCCACCCGGGCGCCCCUCUUUUCAGGUUUUUUGAUCGAGGCCAUUCUCAUGGGUGUGAGAGGGUCUCUCGUGGUGGUUUUGAUUUGCGUUUCCCUAAUUAGUGACCUUGAGCAUCUCUUCAUGUUGCCUAUUGACCAUUCCAAUAUCUUCCUUGGAGAAAUGUCUGUUCCAAUGCUUUGGCAAAAGAUUUUCAAGUGUUUUCCUCCUCUUACCCCUCCCCCCCGCCACUGUAUGUAACAGGCUGCUCGUCACCACGCCGGACGGGAGAACUUAGCGGGCAGCACAGUGCAGUGGCGUGUCCAGAGCGCCAUCAAGGACACACCUAGAGACCGUCUGAAGCCAUUUCUUCUUAAUUUUUACAUACGGAUUUGAAGCUCUUGGUGAUUUCUAAACGUUUUGCUUCUGUGUAAACGCUGACAAAGGUGCCCUUGCGUCCGUUCCAGGCCCUGAUGAGUCUGUGCCCGUGGAGACACGGCCUCGUCACAGCAGGGGUGAGGCAGGACAGAGCGCAGCGGCCUCCCGGGCCAGGCCCUCCACUCCCAGUGCAUGGAGCGGGUGCCUUGUCAGAACCCCGGGUCUCAGGCUGCCGGCAGGUGGGCCGACCCUGUGCCGGGCACAGAGUAGGUGCUCAGUAAAUACGCGUGAGGCCAGGGCGCGGUGGGGCUGGGGCGAUGGCACGGGGGUGGCUGACGGGGAGCGGAAGGGCUGGAGCCUCCGCCCCGCGGGGUGGGCCGAGCUCUGGCCCACGGCGCUCUCUCUCACCCCCAGGAGACAGAUACUGGGUAUUUAAGGACAAUAACGUAGAGGAAGGAUACCCGCGGCCCGUCUCAGACUUCGGCCUCCCGCCGGGCGGCAUCGACGCUGCCUUCUCCUGGGCCCACAAUGACAAGACUUAUUUCUUUAAGGACCAGCUGUAUUGGCGCUUCGAUGAGCACACACGGCGCAUGGACCCCGGCCACCCCGCCCGGAGCCCCCCGUGGAGGGGCAUCCCCAGCACACUCGACGACGCCAUGCGCUGGUCCGACGGUGCUGCUUACUUCUUCCACGGCAAGGAGUACUGGAAGGUGCUGGACAGUGAGCUGGAGGCAGCGCCCGGGUACCCCCAGUCCACAGCGCGGGACUGGCUGGUCUGCAGAGAACCGCAGGCCGACCCGGAGGGUGCGGGCGGAGAGGCUGGGGCCCACGCCCGCCCAGGACAGCACGGCCGGAGCCGUGCAGAGGAUGGCUUCGAGGUCUGCUCUUGCACCUCCCCCGCGUCCCCUCCCCCGGGGGCCUCGGGCGCACUGCUGGCGGCCUCCCUGCUGCUGCCCCCGGGUGCACUGUGGACAGUGGCCCGGGCCCUGGCGCUCUGACAGCCGCCGGCCUGUGAGAGGGCAGAUGGGUCCCAGCUGGGGCUUCCCAGGACAAGGACGAGUGCCCCCACCCCUCCAGUGCCCGGACCAAGAGUUCCUGCAGCGCCACACGUGGCCCUGGGGCCCCAGCCUUGCUGAGAAGGACGCAUAGCCAACUCUGAGCAAAGGCCACCUGGUCGCACCCCCACGGGCGGUGAAGGAGCCAGCAGAGGGCACUGCCCCUCAGGCGGCUCAGCCGCAGAAGAAGACACCUGCCCUUCCUCUUCGGCCACGGGAGGCCUGACUGCCAGUUGUUGGGUGGGGAGACUCCUUGAGGCCGGGCUGGGGACAGGAGCCGUCCUUCCGGCCAGCGCACAGCUGGAUCACCAGGACUCAAGUGAUGAGCCCGGGGAGGCAGGGUUGGGCGUUGGGGGGCCACACUGCCCCAGCCUUGCUGGCCCCGGGAAGAGCAGCCGGGCUGAGCCAGCCAGCAGCCCGCCCGUCUUUCGGCACCACCAACCCCGUCUCACGCCCAUACUGCUGCCCCUGGUGCUUCUGCCCACCCCGGGGGGCUUCUGUUCCCCGCCCCUGUGGGUCUGCAGUUGCCUUGCACAGGGCAGCCUCCAGCCCACAGAUGAGUCCCCCAAGCUGGGGCCGAGGCCGGUCUGCCUCUUGACGCAUUUCAGACAAACACGACCUCUCCCUGCUUCCUGCUGGCUCAGCCUGGCUCCCUGGUGCCCUGCAGGCGGGGGCCACAGGGUGAAUGUCCUCAGGGGCCUGGAGGGCCGGUGCAGACCUGGCCCCAGACCUUUCUGCACUUGGGAGGGGCGGGGGCUUCCAGGAAGAGGCCUGUGUGGUGCUCACUUCCUCCCCUGGGGUUCACCAACCCCUUCCUCUCCAGCACC
Molecule: messenger RNA, 2273 nt
Organism: Ailuropoda melanoleuca (giant panda)
Lineage: Eukaryota; Metazoa; Chordata; Mammalia; Carnivora; Ursidae
Gene: MMP17
Product: matrix metallopeptidase 17
Exons: 2
Coding region: 709-1389 (226 amino acids)
Biological process (GO): collagen catabolic process; extracellular matrix organization
Molecular function (GO): metalloendopeptidase activity
Source: RefSeq, a predicted model, not a curated record